Electrophorus electricus (electric eel) is the source of this 3288-nucleotide messenger RNA. It is a transcript of the gene camk2d2, whose product is annotated as calcium/calmodulin-dependent protein kinase (CaM kinase) II delta 2. Lineage: Eukaryota; Metazoa; Chordata; Actinopteri; Gymnotiformes; Gymnotidae. Gene Ontology annotation, molecular function: calcium/calmodulin-dependent protein kinase activity; calmodulin binding; ATP binding. The record is from RefSeq and is a predicted model, not a curated record. Gene Ontology annotation, biological process: protein phosphorylation.
UGCGGGGAGCGAAAGGCACGGUGCGGUAAGCGCAGCGAUACCAUCCGCGCAGUACGUCCGACAGCGACGGCAGCGUCAACGCGCAUACUGACGAGCUGAUGAAACGCUCGGACGCGGACACGCUUUCUGCUCGCGGUUUUAUCCGACCACAGACCUAGAUAUCUCAUCAGCUGACGCUGCAGGCCGCGUCCGGAGUACGAGUCCCCUUAACCGAACCAGAAUCGAGCUUCCACUCUACAGUUCUCCCACCGCCCUAUCGGAGCACAGGACGAAGAGGAGACAGAAGCCGCAGCAGGCACUGUCACUGCGCCUCUCCGCAUCCUCUCCGCACUGCCCGCUCCCAGCACAAUGGCGCUGACCAUCUGCACGCGAUUCACAGAUGAAUAUCAGCUUUUCGAGGAGCUCGGAAAGGGGGCCUUCUCUGUGGUGAGACGGUGUGUGAAAAUUGCGUCCGGUCAGGAAUAUGCUGCCAAAAUCAUCAACACCAAGAAGCUAUCGGCCAGGGAUCACCAGAAGCUGGAACGAGAGGCAAGAAUUUGCCGGCUCUUAAAACACCCCAAUAUUGUUCGACUCCAUGACAGUAUCUCUGAGGAGGGCUUCCAUUACUUAGUGUUUGAUCUGGUCACUGGAGGAGAGCUGUUUGAAGACAUUGUAGCAAGAGAGUACUAUAGUGAGGCUGAUGCCAGUCAUUGUAUCCAGCAGAUUUUAGAGAGCGUUCAUCACUGCCAUGUUAACGGGAUUGUCCACAGGGAUCUGAAGCCUGAGAACUUGCUGUUAGCGAGUAAGAUGAAGGGAGCUGCAGUAAAGCUGGCAGACUUUGGUCUGGCUAUAGAGGUGCAGGGUGAGCAGCAAGCCUGGUUUGGCUUUGCUGGAACGCCUGGCUACUUGUCUCCUGAGGUUCUGAGAAAAGACCCAUAUGGCAAACCAGUGGAUAUGUGGGCUUGUGGUGUGAUCCUCUAUAUCCUGCUGGUGGGAUAUCCUCCAUUCUGGGAUGAAGAUCAGCAUCGUCUUUAUCAGCAGAUCAAGGCUGGCGCAUAUGAUUUUCCGUCUCCGGAGUGGGACACGGUGACUCCUGAAGCCAAAGAUCUGAUUAAUAAAAUGCUGACGAUCAAUCCAUCCAAGCGCAUCACAGCAGCAGAAGCUCUCAAACACCCCUGGAUCUGUCAAAGGUCCACUGUAGCAUCUAUGAUGCACAGGCAGGAGACAGUGGAAUGUCUGAAAAAGUUUAAUGCAAGGAGGAAGCUGAAGGGUGCUAUUUUGACCACUCUGCUGGUCACAAGAAACUUUUCAGCAGCCAAGAGCUUGUUAAACAAGAAGCCGGAUGGUGUCAAGGUCAACAACAAAACCAACAUAGCCAGCAGUCCCAAAGACACAGGCGCUGCUCCAGCACUGGAACCACAGACUACCGUAAUCCAUAAUCCUGUAGAGAGGAAUAAGGAAUCAACAGAGAGCGCCAACACCACAAUAGAGGAGGAAGAUCUGAAGGCUAGGCGUUUGGGAGGCUUCAGCAUUAGCUCAGUCUGGCAGUCCUCCGCCCGCCCGUUACCCCUGGAUCCCAGGCAGGUCCCCGUCUCCGCUAUGCUGACUUGCCAUGUUAUCAGUAAAGCUCGGAAGCAGGAAAUAAUUAAAGUCACAGAGCAGCUGAUUGAGUCAAUCAACAACGGUGACUUUGAGGCUUACUCUAAACUCUGUGACCCAGGCUUGACGUCCUUUGAGCCAGAGGCUCUGGGCAACCUGGUGGAAGGACAUGAUUUCCACCGCUUCUACUUUGAGAACGCCCUUUCCAAAGGGAAUAAACCAGUGCACACAAUCCUGCUCAACCCUCAUGUCCACUUGAUUGGUGAGGACGCUGCCUGCAUUGCGUACAUCCGCCUCACACAGUACAUGGACGGGAGUGGACGGCCUCGCACCAUGCAGUCCGAGGAGACCCGCGUCUGGCACCGCCGUGAUGGCAAGUGGCAAAACAUCCACUUCCAUCGUUCUGGAGCCCCCAGUGUCCCCACCAACUAAAGGAACUUUAAGCUGCAGUUUGUCCCCGGAGAAGAGAACCCACCUGUGUCUUACCAACUGGGGUCGUGUCCCUAAGACACACCCACUCCCUCAAACAACUCCUCCUUUACAUGUUACUGCACAUGGACCAGAGAUUUGACAUCCCAAACCCCACAAUCAAUGGGUCAUAGAAACACAUGGACAAUACUACAGGGGUGUGUAUUUUUAACACUUUAUGUUCUGUUUCUUUUUUUCUUAAGAUGUUUUGGUAUGCAUUUUAAAUGUAUAGAUAUGUAAAGAGAAUCCCUCCUUCUCCCACUCUCAACUGUAUUUUUAUGUAUUUAUGUGUGUGCAAUAUAAUCAACAUUUGAAAGAUAAGAAUGUUAAUAUUAAGCUUGCUCUUGUUCUGGUGAUGUAAAUAUGUUGUGGUUGUUGACAAAACUUUAAAAAAAAAACAAAACAUACUUUGAAUCUUAGCUCACAGUGAAAUGAAAGAACUUUAGUCAACCUUGUUAAAAGGCUUCGUUAAUAAGGCUAGGCUGAAAUUCUCAUUAAGACUGAUUAACCUUGAAAGACAGACGUGUAGAAACACUCUCUCUACAGGAGGGUGUUUGCCAAUGCUACUGAAUACACAUGUAUGGAUGAGAAUGUAGCGUAUCAAGCACACAAGUCCAGUGAGAGACGUGCAUGGACAACUAUUUUAAGAUCCUUUUUUCUUCUUUCUGUAAUUCCUGGCUUAUUGCAGCCUUUUCCCUUUGUUAUCAUAGGUAUUAAUAUUUAUUCAAAUGAGGGUGAUCAUCAUUUCAGUCAUUUUACAUAUCCAGCUUUGUCAUCAUACUUUCAGACUAAAUAUAGCCAACGAUUCCACCAUGAAGCAGCUGUCAGUUGUCCUGGGUUGUAAAGAUGUGAGGAACUGUUAUUUACACAUCUAUUGUAUUAAAUAUUUGAUCUUUAUGUAUACCAAUGGCAGUCUGAGUAAUCUGAGGCUUUAAGCACACUGCCCCCUAGUGGUGGCUGUCUGUCAGUGCGUCACUCAAAUGGAGGAUGAUGUGUAGGUGGAAUUGUCUUCCCAGAGGAAACACCUCAUCACUAAUACACUAUGCCAAUGCCAAGUUGGUCCAUUUUGUCAUUUUUUCUUAUGCCUUUUAUUUACUUUUUUUGAAAAGAAAAGUAAAACCUUUCCUUUGCAGAGGCUCCAAUCAUGAUGUUGGGGCUGUAAUGUAAUUUGUUGCCAUGAUGGCACUAGCAUUUCCAAGUACUUAAAGAGAACUACAAUAAAGGUGUGAUAUGUGCUGUACA